AUGGCGGAUGAGCCUGAUUUGAAGCCAAGCCCUGGCAUGACGGUUGAGGAAUGCCAGAAUAUGAUCCAGAGAAGUCUUCGAACUCCCAUGGUAAAAUUUCUGAAGGAGCACCUGGAGAAAUCAGGAUGUGGUAUUGGCAGCAAUUUCAUAAAGGCUGUCAAUUGUAAAGGAGCUACUGCUGGUGGUUAUGUUAAAGGAGAAGGGAUAGUGGUAUGUAGUAAUCACCUACAAAUCCAAGAUGAGGUAACACAAGUGGUGAUUCACGAGCUCAUUCAUGCGUAUGAUGAAUGUCGUUCUGCAAAUUUGGACUGGUCUGACUGUGCUCACCAUGCUUGCAGUGAGAUACGGGCUGGCCAUCUCAGUGGAGAUUGCCAUUACAAAAGGGAAUUACUUCGUGGCUUUAUGAAGCUGAGAGGACAUGAGCAAGAUUGUGUGCGGCGAAGAGUGAUGAAAUCAGUGACAGCAAAUCCAUAUUGUUCGGAAGCAGCAGCAAAGGAUGCAAUGGAAGCUGUUUGGGAUAUUUGUUAUAACGACACUAAGCCCUUUGACCGUGCUCCUUGA
Molecule: messenger RNA, 561 nt
Organism: Striga hermonthica
Lineage: Eukaryota; Viridiplantae; Streptophyta; Magnoliopsida; Lamiales; Orobanchaceae
Source: the annotation of a GenBank genome assembly